Messenger RNA from Cryptococcus amylolentus CBS 6039, 3511 nucleotides. RefSeq lists its product as hypothetical. The coding region runs from base 278 to 2956 and encodes 892 amino acids. Lineage: Eukaryota; Fungi; Basidiomycota; Tremellomycetes; Tremellales; Cryptococcaceae. The transcript is spliced from 5 exons. Gene Ontology annotation, cellular component: extracellular region; cell surface. Gene Ontology annotation, molecular function: beta-glucosidase activity. Gene Ontology annotation, biological process: glucan catabolic process. The record is from RefSeq and is a predicted model, not a curated record.
UUAUAUUCUUUCAAUCCGUACAUCCACCGACACCCACCACCUCUCCCUCCGCCCCCCUCCCCCUUCUUCCUCCCGACUCCUACAUCUGCGCCAACACUCCGUCCUUCCGCUGCACCGCGUGCACGAGCCUCUGCCUUUGCCAUCAAACCCCCGACCCCCUUGUAACUGAUAUAAACAGUCUACGACCCACAUUCAUUCUCCCCACACCGUCUUUAUAGACACCCACAAAAUCUCUUACAUCUCUACCCCUCGAGGCUGGUACUCGAACUCACCCAUCAUGUCCUACUCCACCGCCCUCUUCGCCCUCCUGACCGUCCUUCCAUCCGCCUUUGCCGCAGUCACCUCUGGCACCACCUACUCCAUCUCCCCCGCCCAACAUGCUGGCAUGUGUAUCGCGCCCAAGUCCACCAAGGAGGGCGCCAAGCUCGUCUUGAAGGACUGUGACGAGGACGACACCACAUGGCUGUGGACUGGAUCUGCCCUCCAGAACACCGCCACCAACAUGUGUGUCGACAUUCCCGAUGCGGGCAAGUGGUCUGGAAACCACGCACAGGUCUGGGGGUGCUACUCUUGGAACACCAACCAGCAGUACACCAUCGAGGGUGCCAUGAUCCACUGGGACGACUUUUGUCUCGACUUGGUCGACGGCGGGUCUACUGAGGGCACUGAAAUUCAGAUCUGGAGCUGCUACUCUUACAAUGACAACCAGCAAUGGUCUUUUACCGAGGUAGAGGAGGUUGAUGAGUCGUGUAGCGAAUCGACCACGGUGUCUUCUACCGUCGUGUCCACCGCUACCGCCUCCGUCUCUGAUGUUUCUGCCGAGGAAUCUGUUACUUCUACCGCGUCUAUUGCCAACAGCACCGAGUCUGUCUCUGCCAGCGAGGUUUACGGUAACGAGACUGCCUCUCUCACCCAAUCUGCUAGCGAGACUGCUUCUGCCGGCGAGCUCUACCAGACCGCUUCUGCCACCGAGUCUUACGCCAACGAGACUGUUUCCGCCACCGAGUCUUACGCCGACGAGACUGUUUCUGCCACACAGUCUUACGGUAACGAGACCGCGUCUGCCACCCAGUCCUUUGUCAACGAGACCGCCUCCGUGACCGACUCUUACGCGUCUUACGCCACCGAGUCUGCCUCGUACUCCCUCAACUCUACCGCCACCCUCUCUUCUGACCUUGCCAACGCGACUUCUACCAACAGCUCUCUUGGUGACAACCUCUUGGCUCCUGGUGCUUCCGAGAGCGCUACUUCCAGCUCUGACGACUGGUGGGCUACUACCACUUCCGAUGCUUGGGCGUCUGCCACCGCCUCUGUGUCUUUUGGAUGGUCCUCCAACUCUUCAGAGCCUACUGCUAGCAACUCUUCGUCCGAUGCCUGGGCUUCUGCCACUGCUUCUGCCACCAACCCUUGGGAGACUGCCUCCAACUCUUCGUCUGAUGCUUGGGGCUCUGCCACCGCGUCCUCUUCCAACGCUUGGGAGACGGCUUCCAACUCUUCCUCCGACGCUUGGGAAUCUGCCACUUCCUCUGCGACCAACCCUUGGGAGACUGCCUCUUCUACUGCCAGCGAUUCUUGGAACGUGACUGCUACAGCCAGUGCUUCUGACGCUUGGAACUCGUCUUCUUCUACCGACUCUUGGGGGGCGUCUGCCACCGCCUCUGCCACGCAGUCGACCAACGGGUCUUCCAACGGCACUGCCACCGCUACCACUGCCACCUCUGCCAUCUCUGCCACUGCCUCUGUCGGCAGCAUGUCUUCUGGCAAGCUUCAGACCAGCGGCACCAAGAUUGUCGACUCUGACGGCAACACUGUUGUCCUCAGGGGUACCAACAUUGGUGGUUACUUGGUGCUUGAAGACUGGAUGUGCGGUAUCACCGACGACACUGGAUCUUCCGACCGAUUCUCUCUUUCUACCCUUGAGAACCGAUUCGGUACCGACGAGGCUCGAACUCUUGUUGAGACUUGGGCCGACAACUGGCUCACCGACGCCGACUUUGACGAGCUCGUCGAGAUUGGCUUCAACGUCAUCCGUCUUCCCUGGUCUUUCCGAACUGUAGAGAAUGCCGACGGCUCUUGGAGGGAUGAUGCGUUCACCAGGAUGGACUGGGUUGUUGCCAACGCCAAGGCCCGUGGUAUCUACACCAUUCUCGACUUCCACAUGUGGCCCGGACAGGAGGCUUCUUACUCUGCCAUCUCUGAGAACACGGACGACGGUGCCAGCCAGCGUGCGGCUGUUGGGGAGAUCUGGAAGAAGGUCGCCGAGCACUAUAUCGAUGAGCCUGCCAUCUUUGCUUACGAUGUGAUCAACGAGCCUACUGGUUCUUACGGUGACUACCUCCAGCAGGACCUUUACACCGCUGUUAGGUCUGUCGACUCUGACCGUAUCAUCAUUCACGAGUCCAUCUCUACCGACCCCUCCACUUACAGCUGGACCAACGUCAUCUACUCUAUCCACGAGUACAACAUGAUGGGUUCCGACCUCGACUCCAACAAGGAGCAGUGGACCAGCGGUGUGCAAACGUACAUUGACACCUGGUCCGGCUACAACAUCCCCACUAUUCUGAGUGAAUUCAUGGCCGACGGUGACACCCUCGACUACAUCCUCAACCAGGCCAACGGCCAGGGUCUCUCUUGGCUCUCUUGGGCCCACUCUACCGUCAACAUGGGUCGAUGGGGUCUUUGGAACCACGGUGCCUUCAGCGUCAACGUCGGCACCGACGACUAUGACACCAUCCUCUCCACUUGGUCCAGCAUGCCUUCUACCUCCCACACCAGCGUCUACGACCAAUUCAAGACUGCUGCCACUGGGUCUACCAGCGUGAGUAGCAAGAGGAAUGUCAUUCCCUUUGCUCCCCGAGCGCAGACGACCAAGCGACUCCAUGCUAGCCAUGGAGGUAGGUCCAGGAGGGCUGGUAUGGGCAUGGCCCACGCUGCUAGGGGUGUUGUUUCCGUCUAAGGCUAUUUGGGUGUACCUUUCUUGUUUGUUUGACAUGAUUUUCUUUUACUAGGGUUUUGAGAACGCCUCAUUUUUGUGGAUAAAUUGUCGUAUAGCAUCUUUCUCUUUUCUUCAACCUACCUUCUCUUCCUUGUUUACAUCUUUCAAUUCCUCUCGUGCGUCUCCUGCGUCCUUGUACCGCGUACAUCACAGCAGGAGGCCCGACGAUCGAGGCUGGACCUGCUAGCAGGGAAAGAGAAACAACUCGGAAGAAGAGAGAAGCCUUUGCUCUGUUGUCGAUCAACGAGAAUGGUUCUGAAAAUGGGUUUUUGAAAAACAAUCAUCUGUUUAUACAAAUCAAACACAUGGGGUUUCAUCUUGACUUAUUAAUCUUUUCGAGGGGUCAUCUCCAACAGCUUUCCGUACUGGUUUUACGGCGAGAGCAGCUCGUAUCAUCUUUUUGCAUAGGACGAUUUUUUGUUGGGGUGAACUUUUCUCGCUGGACGGGGAAAGACUACUGUUUCUUGUAGGGACGUAGGAUGAUAUUUCGUAGAUCUGGAUCUAUGCAAUUACAAC